This is a messenger RNA of Eremothecium sinecaudum, 1272 nucleotides long. It is a transcript of the gene FTH1, whose product is annotated as Fth1p. Gene Ontology annotation, biological process: iron ion transmembrane transport. The record is from RefSeq and is a predicted model, not a curated record. Lineage: Eukaryota; Fungi; Ascomycota; Saccharomycetes; Saccharomycetales; Saccharomycetaceae. The coding region runs from base 1 to 1272 and encodes 423 amino acids. Gene Ontology annotation, molecular function: ferrous iron transmembrane transporter activity. Gene Ontology annotation, cellular component: plasma membrane; high-affinity iron permease complex; fungal-type vacuole membrane. The transcript has a single exon.
AUGGUGCAGUUUGAAAAGUAUUUCUCUUUCCAGAUUUUCUUCAUAUUCCUAAGGGAAUCUGUCGAGAUCGUGAUCAUCGUCUCGAUCUUAUUGACCAUCAUCAAGCAGGCACUAUCAGGAGUCGAAUCGAAUUUAACUAAACGUGAUCUCUCUGGUCAUUCUUCUCCUGAGGAAGAAUACUUAGCAGUUCCUGCUAGUCAGGCAGAAGAUGAGUUUGCACCUGUAGUUGAAAACCGGCAACUAUAUAAAAGAUUAAAGGUUCAGGUUCUUGCUGGAGGAGCUCUAGGAUUGCUUUGUUGUUUACUUAUAGGCUCUUUAUUUAUCUUUUUGUUCUAUCUAAUUGGGACAGACAUAUGGUCCCUCAGUGAGCACUACUAUGAAGGUGUCCUAAGUCUUCUUGCAUCAGUCAUAAUAUCUGUCAUGGGGUUGUUUUUCUUGCAGAUGGGUAAGAUUAAAGAGCGGUUCCGUGUUAAAUUGGCUUCUAUCCUUUACGCAGGAUGUGAUGCCAAGGUAGAUGGUACUCCCUCAAUGAAGGUGAAGUUCCGUGAAAAAUACGCAUUAUUCAUUUUACCAUUUGUAACAGCAUUAAGAGAAGGUUUGGAAGCUGUCAUUUUCAUUGGUGGAAUCGGACUUGAUCAGCCAUUAACUUCUAUACCGUUAUCAAUGUUGGCGGCUAUCGCUAUUAGUGUUCUGUUCGGCAACAUGUUCGUCCGCUCGUCGAAGUCUCUCUCAUUGAACAUCUGUCUCAUAGUUGCUACAUGCAUGCUUUACUUGAUUGCAGCAGGCUUAUUUUCGAAGGGCGUGUGGCAGUUUGAGCUUCAGCACUAUAUUGACCUUUGUGAUGGUCAGGAUAUGGCAGAAGUGGGUAGUGGUCCCGGCUCAUACGAUAUUUCACGUUCUGUGUGGCAUGUUAAUUGCUGUAACGGUGAGCGCGAUGGCUUCUGGAUGCUUUUUACCGCUUUCUUCGGUUGGACCAAUAGCGCUACAUAUGGUUCAGUUAUCAGCUAUAUAUGCUAUUGGCUCGUUAUUAUCGCAGUAAUCAAUUUGAUAAUGAUAGAACAAAAGCACGGAUAUAUCCCAUUCCUGCCCAUUCGUUUUCAGGUAAAACGGAUGAAAGCUAAACUUGCAAUGGCCAAGGCCUCACUAGAUUUGAAACAUAAACAGCUAGCAGGAAGUCAACUAGUUGCUAAUACCGAACCCAGAUUGUCGCAAGACAGUAUGCAUUCUGAUACUGCUCUGCUGAGUACAGUAUCCAUUAAUACUAAUUCUUAA